Paraglomus occultum is the source of this 276-nucleotide messenger RNA. NCBI's taxonomy places the organism in Eukaryota, Fungi, Glomeromycota, Glomeromycetes, Paraglomerales, Paraglomeraceae. The record is from the annotation of a GenBank genome assembly.
AUGUCUGGCAACAAUCCAGAAACACUAGAGAAAGGAAAGGAGAAAGUUCUCAAAGACGAUAUAAGAGCCAUCAAACACGCUCCAGGAUGGAAGGAGGAGCUUGCCUCUGAAAGUGAAGCCGCAGUGAAAGCAGAUCGCGGCCCGGAUCCAGAUUCUGUCAAGGUUCUCCAAGACGAGACUAUCAGGGCAAUGCAUUCAUCCAAGAACGAGGCUGAUAAAGACACUGUCGUUAUUGAGAGAGUGAUCGAAGAAGUCGAAAUUCGAAAGACCGCGUAG